Molecule: messenger RNA, 2486 nt
Organism: Acanthopagrus latus (yellowfin seabream)
Lineage: Eukaryota; Metazoa; Chordata; Actinopteri; Spariformes; Sparidae
Gene: rab18a
Product: RAB18A, member RAS oncogene family
Exons: 7
Coding region: 163-777 (204 amino acids)
Molecular function (GO): GTPase activity; GTP binding
Source: RefSeq, a predicted model, not a curated record
GUGAUACCGGAUAUGGUGGGAGUGAGACGUCUCACCAAGACAUUAUUGUCAAACUAUCUCCGCUGUAGCUGUAAACAGGACCGCAAGUUACUCAGGAACGUCAUUUUUAACAGGCCGUUUUAGCUGCUUAUUGAGAGUAACACCGCUCGCUGUGAAGGAGCAAUGGAAGAAGAUAUACUAACGACGCUGAAAAUAUUGAUAAUAGGAGAGAGCGGUGUUGGGAAGUCCAGCCUCCUCUUGAGAUUCACAGAUGACACAUUUGACCCUGAACAAACAGCAACAAUAGGUGUUGACUUCAAGGUGAAGACCAUUAACGUGGAUGGGAACAAGGCAAAACUGGCAAUAUGGGACACGGCAGGACAGGAGCGCUUCCGAACUCUGACGCCCAGCUACUACCGUGGUGCCCAGGGAGUCAUCCUGGUGUAUGAUGUCACACGUCGGGAAACCUUUACCAAGCUCGAAAACUGGCUCAACGAGCUGGAGACGUACUGUACGAGGAACGACCUCGUGAAAAUGCUAGUGGGGAAUAAAAUCGAUAGGGAAAACCACAAGCUAGACAGGGCAGAAGGGCUGAAGUUUGCAAGAAAACAUUCCAUGCUUUUUAUAGAGGCGAGUGCUAAGACCAGGGAUGGUGUUCAGUGUGCGUUCGAGGAGCUGGUGGAGAAGAUCAUCCAGACUCCUGGCUUGUGGCAGAGUGAGAGCCACGGCCGAGGAGUCCAGCUGACCGACGAAGACGCAGGAGGUGGCACCUGCGGUGGCUACUGCUCCCUGGUCUAGACGACACACAUGCAUAAACACUUUCGCGCACACAUGUUCAAACACACACACGUGAAUACCACACACAGUGUCACACAAAUGCAAGCAUAGACACAAACAUAUCGCCCCCCCACCCCCCCACUGUGUGCUAUCCUGAGCUGAGCUCCCUCCUCAGACAUGAAGGCCGUGGAGGUCCGACAGUCUUCCCUCCGCUGACCGUCCACACACAGACACUACUAUUUGCACACUUUAUAAUAACAACGCUGCGCUAAAUGCAAAAUGCAGCUCAGCCUUCCUCUUAAUGGAAUUCGAGUGAGUUUUUCCCUCCUCUUGUUUUGUUUUGAGUUACAGUUUUGUGCAGUUUCAGAACCUUGGUUAAAAUAUUAACCAUUCUCACUUCAUAUAUAUAUAUCAUAGAAAAAUGAGUGAAAAUGGGUUAAAAAGUAUAAACCAAAGUUAGUCAGACAUAUGGCAAAAUUUCUGAAGUAUGAAAGUGAGAGUGGAAAACCAGUUUUGACCGAGGCUCCUCUCUACUCUUCAGCAUGCUUAUCGUCCUCGCACCUUGCCUUAGCGAGCACAUCUGUAACAAUGCAGGGCCGACUUUUUCUCUCGUCUUUGUUUUUCCUCUGCUCUGUCCUGCUGCUUGAUCCUGAUCAGACUCUCUCAACAUCACGCUGCUUACGGAGAAGCUUAUCAAGCCAAGUCAUCUCGUACUCCAUCUCACCAGUCUCAGUCAUAGGUUUGGAUCAUGUGUCUCUGUUGUCCACACAACUGCCUCAUUUCUCCAGAAUAUAAUAGAGUUACCAAGUGUCUGGAACUGUUGUUUUACUACUUUUAUUGACUUGGACUUCAAACCUUUGGUGUGUUUUGAAUAGUGCAUAAAUCAAAGAGAUUGGCACCAGCAAGCUUUCCACUGGGUGCACGAAGAAGAGGGAACCUCUUAAAAUUGCACGCCUUUGUUGUAACGAGUCGCUUUAAUGGAGUGCGACUUACUGGCACUCCCUCACUCAGACAGAUAAUAUUGGUAAUAUCACUAGCACUGCUAUGGUUUUUCAUAUACAUCCCUUUGACUGGACCAAGACAAAGGAAAAGUGUUCAAUAUUAGACAGGGCAGUGAGUCAUGAGGGUGUUUCCACUGAAUUUGGAAAAUCAAAGGGAAAGCUGUGUGCUCCAAAUUGCUAAUGGAUUUCACAGUACUCCCUAUCCCUGUGUAUGUAUCCGAGAAGCCGUUAUACAUGUACUGUACCCCUGACCUCUGGCCAUGUUUGUAGUAUUCGAGUGCUGGGAAAUGUAGUUCUGAGAGUUUGAUCUUGUACCAGGGACGGUGAGAAUGACAUGGUCUCAAGUAUAUAUAUUAUUAUUAUUUUUUUUUUAAAUCUCUUUUUAAUUGCAUGAAAAACUGCGUGCCAUUCUUUGUUGUUUGUCCAGUGACAGCCCUCGCACGCUGAUCACUAAAACUAUUUUAACUUAUAUUUAGCUAAAAAAUAAAACAGUGCUGACAGACAGUUCCUCUUGGGAUAAUAAAACAAAGUAGGCUUUUACUUAUUAAACUGGUAUAGCUGUCUUUUUUUGUGUUCAGAAAUAUGUUGAAACAUGUAUACCUUGUAAAUUGUGUGUAUUUUAGGAAUUUGGUGGGAUAAUUCCUGUAUGAAUUGUAAAGCUGAAUGUAUACAUAUUUCACUAUGAACCGCCCUCUGUAUUAAACUAAAUAAAAUUCUUUUUUAAGUGAA